This is a messenger RNA of Nyctereutes procyonoides (raccoon dog), 4546 nucleotides long. RefSeq names its product WW domain containing E3 ubiquitin protein ligase 1 (gene WWP1). Gene Ontology annotation, biological process: ubiquitin-dependent protein catabolic process. The coding region runs from base 312 to 3080 and encodes 922 amino acids. Lineage: Eukaryota; Metazoa; Chordata; Mammalia; Carnivora; Canidae. The transcript is spliced from 25 exons. The record is from RefSeq and is a predicted model, not a curated record. Gene Ontology annotation, molecular function: protein binding; ubiquitin protein ligase activity.
GAGCGCGGCGAGCGGGUUCCAAGAGGCUGCAGGCGGCCUGGGCUGCCGGGGCCGACGCCUGGGUGGCUGCCGCCGCCGCCGCCGCCGCCGCCGCCGCGCCUGCUGCGAGAUGGCGAUCUUGGGCGCGGAAGGGUGAGGGCGCCCCGCCGCUGGAGUGGCCGCCCGACCGCCGGGAGCCGACGGCUUUGCGCCGGGUUUGUCUCCUCACUAGACUAUGAGCUCCUUGAAAGAAGGAAUCGUGUCUUACUCAUCUUUAUAUCCCCAGUGUCUAGCACAGUUCCUGGUACAUAGCUUAAGCUGAAUAUUGGGACAUGGCCACUGCUUCACCACGGUCUGAUACUAGUAAUAACCACAGUGGAAGGUCACAGUUACAGGUAACUGUUUCUAGUGCCAAACUAAAAAGAAAAAAGAACUGGUUUGGAACAGCAAUAUAUACAGAAGUAGUUGUAGAUGGAGAAAUUAAGAAAACAGCAAAAUCCAGUAGUUCUUCCAAUCCAAAAUGGGAUGAACAGAUAACCGUAAAUGUGACCCCACAGACUACGUUGGAAUUUCGAGUUUGGAGUCAUUAUACUUUAAAAGCAGAUGCUUUAUUAGGAAGAGCAACAAUAGAUCUGAAACAAGCUCUGUUAAUGCACAAUAGAAAAUUGGAAAGAGUAAAAGAACAAUUAAAACUUUCUUUGGAAAACAAGAAUGGCAUAGUCCAAACUGGUGAAUUAACAGUUGUGCUCGAUGGACUGACGAUUGAACAAGAAAAUCUAACAAACUGCAGCUCAUCUCCAACCAUAGAAAUACAGCAAAAUGGUGAUGCCUUACAUGAAAAUGGAGAGCCUUCAGCAAGACCAACCUCCAGGUUGGCUGUUGAAGGUACCAAUGGAAUAGAUAAUCAUGUACCCACAAGCACUCUAGCUCAAAACGCAUGCUGUUCAUAUGUAGUUAAUGGAGACAACACGCCUUCAUCUCCGUCUCAGGUUGCUGCCAGACCCAAAAAUGCACCAGCUCCAAAACCACUCACAUCUGAGCCUGCCAAUGACACUGUUAAUGGAGAAUCAUCCUCAUCUGCACCAACUGAUAAUGCUUCCGUAAUGGGUACUGCAAUAGUAUCUGAAGAAACCGCCUUGUCUUCAAAUUGCACUAAUACUACUGUUGAAGAUCCUCCAGUUCAAGAAAUACUGGCUUCCUCAGAAAACAAUGAAUGUAUUCUUUCUAACAGUGCAGCAUUUGGAUCUGAAGCUAGAAGUACUUUAGACCCUGCUGCCUCUAAUUCUGGAAAUAAUUCUGCUUUUGAGGCAGCCAAAUUAAGACAGCCAGAUGGGUGUGUGGAACCUGUACGGCAACAGUCUGGAAAUACCAGCACAGAAACUUUGCCAUCAGGGUGGGAACAGAGAAAAGAUCCUCAUGGUAGAACUUAUUAUGUGGAUCAUAACACUCGAACGACUACAUGGGAGAGGCCUCAACCUUUACCUCCAGGUUGGGAAAGAAGAGUUGAUGAUCGUGGCAGAGUUUAUUAUGUGGAUCAUAACACCAGAACAACGACCUGGCAGCGGCCUACCAUGGAGUCUGUUAGAAACUUUGAGCAAUGGCAGUCUCAGCGGAAUCAGCUGCAGGGAGCUAUGCAACAGUUCAACCAGCGAUACCUCUAUUCGGCUUCAAUGUUAGCUGCAGAAAAUGACCCAUACGGGCCUUUGCCACCAGGCUGGGAAAAAAGAGUGGAUUCAACCGACAGGGUUUACUUUGUGAAUCAUAACACAAAAACAACCCAGUGGGAAGAUCCAAGAACUCAAGGCUUACAGAAUGAAGAACCCCUGCCAGAAGGCUGGGAAAUUAGGUAUACUCGGGAAGGUGUUAGGUACUUUGUUGAUCAUAAUACAAGAACAACAACAUUCAAAGAUCCUCGCAAUGGAAAAUCAUCCGUAACUAAAGGUGGUCCACAGAUUGCUUAUGAACGCAGCUUUAGAUGGAAACUUGCUCACUUCCGUUAUUUGUGCCAGUCUAAUGCACUACCCAGUCACGUAAAGAUCAAUGUGUCCCGGCAGACACUGUUCGAAGAUUCCUUCCAACAGAUUAUGGCAUUAAAACCCUAUGACUUGAGAAGGCGAUUAUAUGUAAUAUUUAGAGGAGAAGAAGGACUUGAUUAUGGUGGUCUAGCAAGAGAAUGGUUUUUCUUGCUUUCACAUGAAGUUUUGAACCCCAUGUAUUGCUUAUUUGAGUAUGCUGGCAAGAACAACUAUUGUCUACAAAUAAAUCCAGCAUCAACCAUUAAUCCAGACCAUCUCUCAUACUUCUGUUUUAUUGGUCGCUUUAUUGCUAUGGCACUUUUUCAUGGGAAGUUUAUUGAUACUGGUUUCUCUUUACCAUUCUACAAGCGUAUGCUAAGUAAAAAACUGACUAUUAAGGAUUUGGAAUCUAUUGAUACUGAAUUUUAUAACUCCCUUAUCUGGAUAAGAGACAACAACAUUGAAGAAUGUGGCUUAGAAAUGUACUUUUCUGUUGACAUGGAAAUUUUGGGAAAGGUUACUUCACAUGACCUGAAGCUGGGAGGUUCCAAUAUCCUGGUGACUGAGGAGAACAAAGAUGAAUAUAUUGGUUUAAUGACAGAGUGGCGUUUUUCUCGAGGAGUGCAGGAACAGACCAAAGCUUUCCUUGAUGGUUUCAAUGAAGUUGUCCCUCUUCAGUGGCUUCAGUACUUUGAUGAAAAAGAAUUGGAGGUUAUGUUGUGUGGCAUGCAGGAAGUUGAUUUGGCAGAUUGGCAGAGAAAUACUGUUUAUCGACAUUAUACAAGAAACAGCAAGCAAAUCAUUUGGUUUUGGCAGUUUGUGAAGGAGACAGACAAUGAAGUGAGGAUGCGACUAUUACAGUUUGUCACUGGAACCUGCCGGUUACCUCUAGGAGGAUUUGCUGAGCUCAUGGGAAGUAAUGGGCCUCAAAAAUUUUGCAUUGAAAAAGUUGGCAAAGACACCUGGUUACCAAGAAGCCACACAUGUUUUAAUCGCUUGGAUCUACCACCAUAUAAGAGUUAUGAACAACUAAAGGAAAAACUUCUUUUUGCAAUAGAAGAGACAGAGGGAUUUGGACAAGAAUGAAUGUGGCUUCUUGUCUUGGAGGAGCUCUUGCAUUUAAAUACCCCAGCCAAGAAAAAUUGCACAGAUAGUGUAUAUAAUCUGUUCAUUCUGUACAGUGAAUUUUCUGAACCUCUCAAAGUAUAAAUGUUUUCCGUUCUUCCACAGAAAUAUGCAAAACAGUCCAUCCUUUUCUACUUUAUUUAUUGUUCCCUUGAAGUGACUGACCAGGAAAAAGACCAUCCUUAAAUUUUGAAGCAAGCAAGAGACUUUAUUAAAAAUAAGUAUAUAUCUAUAUAAGCAUAUAUGAUUGUGGCUCUAGUUUUAUAGAGCUCCGAGUAUAUUAAGCAGGACAGCCGUUCAUUCAGAAAUAAUCUGGAUUUGCUUUACCUUGUUUCUAUUAUCCAGAGGACAAAGUACAAAUUGCUUCAUGACCUUCUCCCUUAUGUAACACCUCCUGCGGGUGUUUACUUUGCAUGGCUGUUCAGGAAGGUAUUAAGGGCUUAGGCCACAUCUUACUUUGAGUAUGUUAAAAAAAAAAAAAUGCUGCUGGCUUUUCUGAAGACAGGCAUUUGGACCUGUCCAUUUGUUUUAAAUAAAUACAAUAGUUGAAAAUUUUCCCUCUUUGCUACAUCACUAACAAAGUAAUGAAUGAAACCAUAAAGCACAUGUAAGUCGUACACUAGAUCCAAUGCCAUUUAGUUCAUUCUAGAGAUUGCAAAGAAUUCAUGAAGCAGCAAAGAGGCUUGUUUACAUGUUACUUUGGGAUGCUAGGUAUUUGUGGAGUCAAAAAAUCAGGUACUCAUGUACUUUUAAGUCUGUGAUGUUCUUUAAUUCAGAAUAAAUUGACGCAGUUUGAUACUUAGGAACAUAUAAUAAGGUAAUAUGAAUGAACAUUUUCGCUUUUGCGUUGAGUUUUGGUUUUAUAAAACCAGAUGGACUGAGGAGUUGUAUAAGCAUUUGAACACUCAAAUUUAUUUUCUAUUAGUGUUCAUAUAUCUUCAUUCCUCUUAAAUUCAUGAAAAGUUUAUGAUCUGAAUUAUACAAGCAUAUUAAAAGAUCUCUUGGUCCCAGCCCCCUUUUUACAUAGAUCAUUAUUUUUGUCCUAAUAACUUUUUAAUUUUUCAUUAUCAAGGGCAUUUGCUGAAUUACAAAGAUAUAUAACAAAUUAAAAUCUGGUGUGAAUGUUAUUAAUGCUAUUUUAGCAAAUUGGGCUUCCUUGUUAAUAACAAAAAUUUAAAUUUCCAUUUAUAUCAUUUCAAUAUGCAGUGUAAAUUUCGGUAAGUUAAAAAAAUUUUUAUAACCAUGAACAGACAUCUUAAAAUGUUUUCUGUAACAUAUUUGACUAAGUACAUGUGGAAAAUACUAGUAUACAAUUUCCCUAAACAGUUUUUGUUUUGCCAAAAUUUUAUUUUUCUACAUAUUAGAUUGUGUUCUGCACUUCUAUUCAAAGUUCGUAGUAAAGAUGAAAUAAAGGCAGUGAUCCACUA